AUGGAAGGCUUUUCAUCUAUGCUUAGAAAAGGCGAGAUGGAUGGCAGGUUGUCGGGCGGAAGGGUGUGUAGAGGAGGUCCGACCAUAAAUCACCUUUUCUUCACGGAUGAUAGCAUUCUCUUUGAUAAGGCUAAUGUCCGAGAGAUUAGGUACAUUAAAGAUUUUAUCAAUAAGUUUGAAAGGGCGUCGGUUCAAAUGGUUAACUUUGAUAAGUUUGGGAUGUUUUUUAGCUCGGGUACUAAUAGGAAUAAUCGUGUUGCUAUCGGUAAUACUCCGGAGGUGCGAGAAGUAAGGUACUUUCAGAUGUAUCUGGGAAUGCCUACAAUGGUUGGGAGAUCUAGAAAGCCUAUUUUUGCCUUUCUCUGGGAUAGGAUUCAUAAGCGGAUGGAUGGGUGGAAGGAGAAUUAUUUAUCUAAGACAGGGCGAGAAGUUUUAAUUAAGUCGAUUGUUCAAGCUAUUCCUACCUACAUUAUGAGCUGCUUCGCGUUGCCCAUUUCUUUUUUUAAUGACUUGCAGAGCUCAAUGGCGAGAUUUUACUGGAGUAGUGUAGAGGAUAAACGAAAGAUUCUGUGGAUCACCAAGCAAGUAUGGCGGUUGCAUCAAUUCCCAGAUUCUUUGUGUGGGAAAGUUUUUCAAGCUAAGUGUUAUCCUAACGCUGAUGUUUUUAAUACCCCUGGUAAUGGGCAGUCGGUUCUUGCUAAGAACGAUAACUGGAUAUCCAACUCCUGCUAUAUGAAACCGGUUGGGGCAGUUAACCUAUCGACGGAUUGUUAUGUGAGUUUUUUCAUCGAUGCUGAAAAUGGUAGAUGGGAUGUGGAUGGGGGUAUGUUUACUGUUAAAUCAGCUUAUUAUGUUGCUGUUAAUAUGAAUAGAGGAGAGAUUGUUGGUCCUUCUAAUGCAAAUAGUAAUUCAGGUUUAUGGAAUAAUAUUUGGAGUUUGUCUAUUCCUUCAAAGAUCAAACAUUUUCUAUGGCGUAUUGGUCACAACACGCUAGCCUGUAAUGCGAAUUUAUUGAAGAAGAGAGUUCCAGUAUCAGGCUGUUGUGCAAGAUGUCUCACUGAAGAGGAAACUCUUGUCCACUGCAUAAAAAUUGUGAUGUGGUUAGGGGAAUGUGGCUUGUUUCUCCACUGA
Messenger RNA from Mercurialis annua (annual mercury), 1131 nucleotides. RefSeq lists its product as uncharacterized. The record is from RefSeq and is a predicted model, not a curated record. Bases 1 to 1131 code for a protein of 376 amino acids. The transcript has 4 exons. Lineage: Eukaryota; Viridiplantae; Streptophyta; Magnoliopsida; Malpighiales; Euphorbiaceae.